CGCACAAAACAGACCACUGAUGUGCACUGAACGCAUUCGGACGUGCGCGUACUCGCUAUUCAGCGACAAACAUGGCGGCCGCCGCCGGAUCAGGCGUCAAAGUUCCCCGUAACUUCCGGUUGCUGGAGGAGCUGGAAGAGGGCCAGAAGGGUGUCGGAGAUGGGACUGUCAGCUGGGGCCUGGAGGAUGACGAAGACAUUAUGCUGACCCGCUGGACAGGCAUGAUCAUAGGGCCUCCCAGGACAAUCUACGAGAACCGGAUGUACAGUCUGAAGGUAGAAUGUGGACCCAGAUACCCAGAGUCUCCCCCUUUUGUCCGAUUUGUGACCAAGAUAAAUCUGAAUGGUGUGCACAACUCAAAUGGUGUGGUGGACACGCGGGCAGUGGCGGCCCUGGCCAAGUGGCAGAACUCGUACAGCAUCCGCGUGGUGCUGCAGGAGCUCCGGCGACUCAUGAUGUGCAAAGAGAACAUGAAACUCCCCCAGCCACCUGAAGGCCAAGUGUUCAGCAACUGACCUGGUCGUGACCAGCCCUGCUAUCCCAACUGUCCCUCACUGUCCCUGGGUCUCACACACACAUGCAUAUACAGUACACACACACACACACUCUGAUUCACCUACUCUCAUAUUAACAAACACACACACACACACACACACACACACACGUACCCUCUCUUAUUUUCCGAGACUCUUGAAAACCGUUCUCAUGUAAGCCCUCUAGCCAGCACCUACCACCACCCCCACGUACACCUUCAGUCCUAUGCCAUGCCCGAUUCCUGUCCUCACACACAUUCCCCCCCCCCCCCCCCUCCUCUCUGUCUCUUCCUUCCUCUACACAGAGAGAUGGUUGCACAGUUGGACGCCAUUCGUACACCUAACACGCACGAUCGUGCAGACCAGUCACUAGCAAACAAAUUAAUGAAUCUUGUUUUAUCAUCUUUGUGUUCUACAUCCAGAUUGUAAAAUAACAUAAAUGAUCUUAUUGAGUGUACCUGUCCUUUUGUGUGCGCUGGAUUAUUCAACCAAGGGUGGUGGUAUGUAGGCGCAGCUCUGGUGGAAAUCAAGAUGACUUGCUGACCUGUGCCCCGAACUAAAAUCUGGUCAGGGGUGUUUUCACCGUUCAGCUUAAUUUCUGCUGAACAGCUGUUAACCGUAUCCUGAUUUUGAUAACCCAGGAGGCCUGGGCUGUCUAAGUGGCGAGUGUCUGCUUCUAGAAGUCCGUACGUGGUUUAGAAAUGGGUUUUGUCCACCCUUGGCUAAAUACUAAAGGAGUGAAUUAAAAAGUCUAUGGGUGUAUUUCAGACUGGCACUGCUCGCAAACAGAGUAACCAACUUCUCAAUCUCGAUUAUGUGAAUUUCUUGGCCUUCGGGUAACGUACAUGGGAUUAGGAAUUAAAAUCUGUGUCUCCGUAUACUGGGCAUUCUCGGUUCAUCGACCUUCCCGAUUUAAAACCUCUGUCCUCUGUGCCAUAUAGCUGGUUGCGCUUUGUGAUAAUUGAAUGGAAGCAGGUACAUAAUGUUUCCCUUGGUUUUUCUUAAAAGUAUGUGGGGUUUGAAAUGCUCAUCUUAUGUGCUUUGCACCUUUUUCAGGUUCACCACACAUUACUGUGGCCUCCUGUUUGGAGAAUUGAGUUUUUGUUUUGUUGUUUUGUCUUCAGGGGCUGACCUGUGUGUACUCAUUGAGGUCCCCUCAUACACUGGGCCCGCUGAGUGCAAUGUAUGGCUUUUAGAUGUUUAUUUUAUAAACAGGUGUGAAUCUCUAUUCGGGUGAGGGUGACCUGUGCAUGGUUUUAUUUGAAUUAAACCUCAUUACUUUUUCACG
Messenger RNA from Esox lucius (northern pike), 1821 nucleotides. RefSeq names its product ubiquitin-conjugating enzyme E2 variant 1 (gene ube2v1). The record is from RefSeq and is a predicted model, not a curated record. The transcript is spliced from 4 exons. Gene Ontology annotation, cellular component: nucleus. The coding region runs from base 72 to 515 and encodes 147 amino acids. Lineage: Eukaryota; Metazoa; Chordata; Actinopteri; Esociformes; Esocidae. Gene Ontology annotation, biological process: DNA damage tolerance; protein K63-linked ubiquitination.